AUGGCGGACAAGAAGGAGGUGUGCCUGACAAUGCAUCAGCCUUGGGCGUCGCUGCUCGUCCAUGGGAUCAAGAGGAUCGAAGGCCGAUCUUGGAGCUCCUCGGUGCGCGGCCGCUUGUGGAUCCACGCAGCGGCAAAGGUGCCCGAGGCAGAGACAAUUCGAGAGCUGGAGCACUUCUACACUGAGGUUUACGCUGCACAAGGGAUCAAAGACAUCAAAUUUCCCGAGUUUUAUCCAACGUCGGUGUUGCUCGGUUGCGUCAAUGUGGUGGAUUGUGUGAAGCUCGAAAAGCUCGUCAGCCGCGAAGAACUUCCUCAAAGUAUACGCAUGGAGGCGCUGAGUGAGUACUGCUGGCUCUGUGAAGAUCCCCAAAAGCUGGUGAUCCCAUUCCAAAUGCGUGGGUGGCAAGGCAUCUACAAUCUCGAGAAGAAGAUCGCAUCAGCAUCCGUGGGAGGCUUGAAAGCUGUGCAAGGCCCUGGUCCAGUCAAGUUCUCGAGCCUUGGAGUUUCUUCCAAAUCUCCAGGCAAAGCCAUCAAGAACACAUAAGUGGAAGAGAGAACUCGAUCACCAGUAGUCACCACAGGAGCAAACACCAUCCUCGCAGUGAUGAAACCUCGCGCUGUCCCGCACAACAAUCCUCCUCCCAACGAUCCUCGAG
Molecule: messenger RNA, 658 nt
Organism: Selaginella moellendorffii
Lineage: Eukaryota; Viridiplantae; Streptophyta; Lycopodiopsida; Selaginellales; Selaginellaceae
Product: activating signal cointegrator 1
Exons: 7
Coding region: 1-546 (181 amino acids)
Biological process (GO): positive regulation of DNA-templated transcription
Cellular component (GO): nucleus
Molecular function (GO): transcription coactivator activity
Source: RefSeq, a predicted model, not a curated record